Tachysurus fulvidraco (yellow catfish) is the source of this 7512-nucleotide messenger RNA. RefSeq names its product immunoglobulin superfamily, member 9b (gene igsf9b). The transcript is spliced from 21 exons. NCBI's taxonomy places the organism in Eukaryota, Metazoa, Chordata, Actinopteri, Siluriformes, Bagridae. Gene Ontology annotation, biological process: cell-cell adhesion. The record is from RefSeq and is a predicted model, not a curated record. Gene Ontology annotation, molecular function: protein binding. Bases 680 to 6337 code for a protein of 1885 amino acids.
UGGAAAGGAGGGAGAGAGGUGAGGAGGAGCAGCACAAAGUAGACGCUGUUCAUUUCAUUUCACAUGGCUUUACAUAUCAACUCUACUAACUUUUAGGAGUCGAUUUUUCCGCUCGUAGACCAGAGGAUUUUUCAGUGGUGUUUAAGUGAUUUUAGUUACUGUAAACUGACAAGAAAAGAAACAAGGGCAAGUUUGCGCCAGAGUACGCGCUUUUGUAGCCUGCAGCCAAGCUGCGUUUAGCAUUGCGCAUUUUGGAUAACCUGUGGCAACAGGUAAUGUCCUGUAAAGGAAGCUCUAACCUGCUCCGGUAAAUGGGAGAGGAAAAGCUUUGAUUCUGGUUUUUCAUAUGAAGAAAGCUUGAUUUCUUCUAGAAGAAAUUCUCAGCGUGCUCUACCUACAGCAGAACAUUUUGCAUCUCGGCACCUGAUAUUGGAGAACACAAGCGAUAAUGUAACAUGUUUCAGCUUCAGUUUACACGAGGAGGCUAAAGAAAACACCUCUUUCUACUUUCUGACCAAUAUUUUUAUUGUAUAGAAAACUAGACUUACAGGGAUAAAGGACCAGGACAUAUUCGGAAGAAACUUCACUUGAGUAUAAGCAAAAGGAAAGCUUUCCAGGAGUGAUGUCUCACAGAAGGUACAGAGCUUCAGAAUUAUGUGAUGGUGUGUGAGUGUUUGCCAUGGGACAGAAGAAUCUCUGGCUUCUGUGUGUCACACUUGCUUCCUUCUUGUAUCUUAUAAAUCCCUUACUGAGUGCUGAAACGGUGGUGAAAGGAAGAGUAGGGGGUACUGUAGAACUGGGCUGCACCCUCACCUCUACAUCGAAUGGGGUCAUGUCUCCGAAUAUAUUCCCUCUGUACGUGGUUGAGUGGGUGCGGCUGGGCUACAAUGUCCCUAUUCUUAUUAAAUUUGGAGACUACACACCACGUGUGCACCCAAAUUAUAAAGGCCGUGUGUCUCUGACACGAGGAGCUUCUCUUGUGGUUGAUGGCUUGACUCUAGAAGAUGAAGGCUGGUUUGAGUGUCGCAUACUUUUGUUGGACAGAACUGCUGAUGAGUUCAGAAAUGGCACAUGGACUUUUCUAUCAAUCACAGCUCCUCCAGUGUUUGUAAAGAUACCCCCUUCCUUUGUGGAGGUCCUUUUGGGGGAGUCACUCACGCUUAGUUGUAGUGCACUUGGCAACCCAAAGCCAACAGUCACCUGGAGAAAAGAGGACAAUACAGUGGAGGAAGAAGAUAAGAUUCAGGUAAUCAAUGGAACAUUAUAUAUGGUUAAAGUUACCAGGGAAACGGCAGGAAUGUACAAGUGUCACGUCUCCAACUCUGAGGGAAACUUGACACACAUUACCCAGCUCCAGGUUAAAGGUCCUCCAGUUAUUGUUAUUCCCCCUAAGGACACCACCAUGAACAUGUCCCAGGAUGUAGUUCUGCAGUGCCAUGCUGAUGCAUACCCUUCUAACCUCACGUAUGAGUGGCAGAAAGAAGGACAAAAUGUCUAUAAUGUUGAAUCGUUGAGGUCUCGGGUAAAAAUCCUGGUUGAUGGUACUCUACUCAUUCCUGAGCUAAUCCCUGAAGACUCAGGAAAUUAUACCUGUAUUCCCUCCAAUGAAUUACUGACUCCACCAUCUGCUUCUGCCUACCUCAAAGUGAACUAUCCUGCACGAGUGCUGCAUAUGCCCAGGGAGACUUACCUCCCUGCUGGCAUGGGUGGAACAAUUGUGUGCCCAGUUCAGUCUGAGCCUCCAAUGCUGUUUGUCAGCUGGACCAAAGAUGGCGCCUCACUGGACCUAAGCCAGUACCCAGGUUGGACGAUAAACUCAGAAGGCUCCCUGUUCAUAGCCACAGUCAAUGAUAAUGCGGUGGGCAUGUAUACCUGCACUGCCUACAACAGUUAUGGGACUAUGGGUCAGUCUAAACCCACCAAAGUCAUUCUGAAGGACCCCCCAUCAUUUCAGGUGUCCCCCAGGGCUGAGUACCUGCAGGAAGUUGGUAGAGAGCUGAUCAUUCCCUGCCAAGCAUAUGGUGAUCCAACACCUAAUAUUACAUGGACAAAGGUUGGAGGUGCGCCUUACUCUCCAUUUUCUGUUUUGUCUAAUGGUUCUCUGGUUCUACAUCCACUCACCAAAAGCCAUCAAGGGGCAUGGGAGUGUUAUGCUACCAACUCUGUGGCAAAAGUCAGUAAAGGCACUGCAGUUCUAGUGUUAGGCACAAGCCCCCAUGCUGUGACUGCUGUAUCUAUAGAUCCAGGCAUCAACAAUGCCAGUGUAUCCUGGGAACCUGGCUUUGAUGGAGGAUACACCCAGAAGUUCAGCAUCUGGGUGAAGCCCACUAAUAGAGGGAAAUAUGAGUGGACCACAAUCUCUGUUCCUUCAUCUGAAUCCAGCCUCCUUGUGACAGGUCUCCAGCCUUCGACCAGUUACCAGUUCAGCAUCUUACCACAAAACAAGCUUGGCUCUGGUCCAUUCAGUGAGAUUUUCACCAUCAUUACACUGGCUCCUCCAACAGAUCCUCCCACUGAAAUAACUGAUUUAGGAGCACGACUUGCUCCCACCUCACUGUCAGUAAAUUACACAGCAGUGGGUGUAUUGCUGCAAUGGCUGCCACCCCCUGCUCAGUCCCAACUGAUCACAGCCUUCAUGCUCCAGGCAAGACAGGAGAAGGGUGAAUGGGUUACGCUUGAUAGUGAAAUCAAUGUCAACACCACAGAAAUACUUGUCCAAGGACUGACAAGGGAUUCCUUCUAUGAGCUACGGCUGCUUUCACAUGGAGCUAGAGUGGUCAGUGGUCCAAGUGAAUCAGUCAAUAUUACUACUAAAGGUAUGGAGAUAUACCCAGCCCCACCCAGCUUGUUGGCUUUUUUUGCUCAGCCCCUGAUGGCCGGAGUGAUUGCAGGCGGGUGCUUCUUAUUCGUGGCUAUCGUUUUUUCAGUGGCGACAGCAUGUAUUAUGAAUCACAAAAGGGAACAUCGCCUUAGAAAGAGACGAGAUGUUCUCUCUACUACCUUACAAAAGACUCGAUCUCCACAAGCUAGCUUGCCUGAUGCCAGUCCCAACAGCAUACUGAAGAUGAAGUUGUGUCCCCCACUUAGCUUUUUUUCCAAUUCCUCUUUUUCUGACCAUUCAGAUCAAUCAUCCUCUGACAAGGGAAGCGAGUGUCAUUAUCAAAAAAAGCAACUAAUCCCCUCAUCAUCCCCGCCACCAUGUUACACUCUAUUUGAGAGCCACCUCGGCAGUUCCCCAGCCUCAGUGUCUGCCAUUGAGUCUAUAUCUAGAGGACCAGAUGGCCGUUUCAUAGCCCAGCCUUAUUUAAAGAAUUCUAUGGAAAUUCAUGUUAAAGUAAAAAAACAAUUCUCUCAGUCCCCUGUACAAGAUUAUGGUGAAGGGAGCAAGAGUAGCUCUUUUCGAGACUCUAACAAAUCCUGUUCCAUCAGGUCAGAGAAGAGAGUGAUACAAGAUGCACCAUCAACAGCUCAGGACAGUCAUAGAAAAUGUCUAACGCUGAUAAAAGAGCAAGAGGAGCUGAAAAGCUUCAUGACUAUCAACAGAGCACAAAAAUGUGAGAAGGAGCAGAGACAGACUAAGUCAGCAAGUCCGGUUAGAAGAUGGGCAGGGGUUAAGAUGGAGGAACCCAUUUCAAAACCUCAGGACAUUCCUCUCAGGCAAAAAGCCCAGAGAACCAACAGCCUGACCCGCAGAGUUUCAGAAAAUCGCAGGGGUUGUUAUUUUGGCAGUACCAGCAGUCCCUUGGACAGGCUACUCACCUCCACCUCCCAAUGCAUUCAAUGGGACAUUAGCCCUGUGACCUCUUCUAGCAGUCAAGUCCCUGUUCUGAGCCUAUCAGAGGGAAAUACAUCUCACUGCAUGCUCACAGACAGACCACAUAGAGGUUUGCACGUUGUAGAAGACUCAGCAGCAGAAGUCUUCUCACAUUCACCGGAUACAGAGUAUACCUCCCUCUCAGUCCUUUCCCACAAAAGGGACAGUCCUUGCUGUGAGUCAGAUAUAAGUAAGACACAGGCUAAAUGCCCAGAGAGACCAACAGAAAAGGGGAAAGAAUAUAACUGGAUGCAGGAAAGAAAAAUAAAGACCCAAGUAAUUGUCCCAAUGUCCACAAGCCGGGUUCCUUUUUCAGCUGAGGCAUUUGAGAGAGCCAAGUACCCUGCUGCUGAAAGUGGAGAUGGAUCCAGCCCAGAUGGACACUUCCCCAAGCUCACUACUAUUUGUUCUACCAUUAACUAUGAUAAUCACAAGAGUGAUAGUGAAAACAUAACUGGAGAUAAUCCCAGCUCCUUAUCUUUGCAGCCUGAAGAAGAGAAGGAGGGUAUCAGGGCACGUUCUCGCAAGAGUGACAAGUGUGUCUUUAGUAUUAGCCCCAAUCACGUUUCUCCUCUGCCCCUUUUUGAAAAUGAAGAUGAAAGUGAUCAGUCUAAUUCCUCGAUUAGAUUAUCUGAAUUACUGAAAGCCCCAACUGUGCCCCAACCUGAAAGGAUGUCUCCUCUGCAACCAAGCACUAUUCUGGAGUAUUUGAGCCUUCCAGGCUUUGUAGAGAUGAGCGUAGAUGAACCUAUUGAGGAGUGUCAAAUGUCAGAAUCUACUUCUCUCACCACUAAGCAAGCAGAUGGGACUCUCUUAAGAACUAAUCCUGAUGUGGUUCCUAAAAACUGGGAGAAUCAAGAUGAUUACCACUUAGAAGAGAGUAAUGAUCAUCAAAGCAGACUUUUGGUGGAUCUCAAAACACCCAUCAUUCCUGUAGGUUCUAUUCCUGAAAAUGUAACUAGUACUAUACCCUGCCUAGAACUGGCUAAAGAAAAUACAAGUAUAAACCCAGGGUCUUCAAAGAUCAAAUGUCUUUCAACACAGUACACAGCUUAUGAUGGAAGAUGUCCCCAGCCAUUUGUCUCUCACAAAAGCCUUGGUUCUGAUAAACCCACACAGUUGAGCCAAGCACAGCCUCCAGUGAGUGCCAAAGCAAUCUAUAAUAUACGUUAUCAAGGUGAAAGUAGGGAAGAAUCUUUAUCAGAGCACACUCAGUGGUGUCAACAUCAGAAUAAGCGGACUAACCAAGUAAGUGCACGGAUCUCUCAGGCUCCUGUGCCUUUUAUGAAGAAAUCAGUCAGCAUUGGUCCAUGUAGGAAUUUCUCAGAUGUAGGGAAGCCUUGUACAUACCUUAGGAAAUCUGUUAGUUUAGGGUCUCAGAAGUGGGACCAUCGUCAAAGCUCCAGGACAUAUGUCUCUGAUAACUGUUACAGAGGUGAGCUAUCCCAUCUUAGUGCUAAAGAUAAGUCUUACAAUUUGGGUUGCACGCCUGCAAAUUCUUAUUUGAGGUCUGGUCCCUCAUGGCAGGUGACAGAGCAUGGCAAAACUUACAGCAGCUAUGGCCUGGAGAGACCUUGCUACAGCGAGAAGCCAUACAUGACCCCUAAAUCGCUCAUGCAUGCACAUGGCCCAUCAGUCCUAGAUCCAGCAAAACUUGUAGAACCUUAUAGACCAGAGUCAGAUCCACGUCGACAAGCCACAGUCUUUCCAGAAUCUUUAAUGUGCCCAAAGACAUAUCAAGAGACCCUCAGGUUAGUCCAGCAUAGGUAUGUCCCCCAUUGUCCCCCUAGACCCCUUAGUGCACCUAGAUUAUUUGCAAGGUGGGACCAUCCUUGUCUUGUGGACUCCAGAAAGAGUUUUCAGAGGUCAUUCUUGCCCAGGGGUUACAGCUGGCCUUCACCCCACCAAGCAGCUUUUCCUGCAUAUAAGAUGCAGAGAGAACUGUAUGGGGUGGUGAAUAUGGGUGAGGGCAAGGACAGUGCAGGAGAUGGUGGUCGAGCCAGUUAUGCCAGCCAGAGUAGUGGUAGGGGGAGUGUAGGACCAUCUGGGCACCUUCGCCAGUCCCUUUCCAUCACCCCUACAUUAUUGAGCUCGCCUGAUACUACAGAGGAGUGUGAGAGGCACAAGAGAGAAUCAGACCUGCGAGAAACAAGGGCAAAAAGUAGGAAUACAUCAGUAGAUGAGUGUUAUGAGUUUGAUGCUACUGAAUGCCGGAUAGGCCUUGACCUCUUGGAGGCCAUGAAGAUGAAGCAGGAAGGCAUGAGGCAGGGGAGGGAGCUGAGAUGUGAUAGGCCAAUUACCAGCACUGGCCUCCGGGUCCUGGAGGAGAAAGGAUCAAACUCCUUCGUUAGUUUUCCUUCAGCCUCCCAGCCUCAGCAACAUUACAGUCGUUCACUUAGUGAGGCACGUUUCAAUGCCCUGAUGCAAGAGUUCCAAGAAUACCGCAGUGCCAAGGAAUCCACCUCCCAAGACCCCUCCCCCAUCCCUGACCUCAACCAUGAUACAGAGUUUGCCCUGCUUUAAGAGACCUACCUUUUAAAUCUGAACACCAGUCUGUGAUUAUACAUGUGCCUAUUAUGAAGCUAAUACUUUAGAGAUGAGAAAUGAGUUUCUAAUGAUGCUAAUGAAUGCCAAAACGUCCAAUGCCAAUGUCAGUAUUUAUGUUUUAAAUGUAAUGCGAUUUGGCUUAUCUGUGAAUAGUUCUGUUGACCAUGAUUUUAGGAAUAACCAUUACCCAAAAAUGAACAUAACUUAAACAUUUAUCCUAUACCACCCCAGGGAUUUUUUAAUGAGAGGCACUAUAUGUACAUCAGUGUUUUCCAAAAGACCUAUCUAAUAAGAUUCAUAAGAAUUUAAAAAAGUUGUAAAGUGUUCUGCUCAGGUGUUUUAUUCUUUUUGUAAUAUCAGGUGCUUGAUAUUCAGAAGCCUAUUUUGAAUUAACUUUGUUUUUGAAAUAUACCAAGUUUGGAAUUCUUAGUGACUGUACAGAUUAAGAACCAAAACCAUUUAUAUAAUUUUUUCAUGCAUUUCUUACUGUGAAAAUCACUACAGAGACUUGUGUGUAUAGACCUUGUUUGUAAGGAGGUAUGUGAUAAAACUUUCAUCAUACCCAUAAAAACUGUAUCACUGUAUAUGCUUGGACAAUCUGUUUCCCCUGCCUAAAAAUGGAAUUUCCUCCAUUGCUCUGAAUGUCAGGAAUUGUAUGUAGAAUUACUCUCAAUUUUACUAUUUUGCAUCAACUAUGUUUUUGUUCAAUUCUCUUUAUUCUGUACAAAGCUAUAUUUGAAUUUGCUUGAAAUUAAUAUAUGCAACUUUUUGGUACAUUAUUACAUCAGUAAAUAUGUUACCUAAUAAGCAUGAGUCAUCGUUGACCAUACGCCUUUACAACUGAAACCUUUGAAAGGCUUUUUGGAGUAAAGGCUCUUGUAUGUUGUGUAAUAUCUGCACCAGUUCAUGAAUACUAUAUAUAUCUUUGCUUAAAUUGUUUAUGAAACCAACAGAAUAUUGAAUCAUAUUACCAAAAGUAAUAUUUUUAAUAUUACAAAACUGAAGCUGUAAAAUUUAUUUAGCAUUUCCUGUCUUUACAUGCUUUCUAAUAACACAAUGGUUUCUGUUAUGUGCAGCUCCUGAUUGGGUAUUUAAUCCUGCAUAUUGUAACAGAAUAUGUGCAGUGCUAUAGAAUUAAAGCAUAUAUAUAU